This is a messenger RNA of Tribolium madens (black flour beetle), 1526 nucleotides long. Its product is annotated as putative gustatory receptor 28b. Lineage: Eukaryota; Metazoa; Arthropoda; Insecta; Coleoptera; Tenebrionidae. The record is from RefSeq and is a predicted model, not a curated record. Bases 1 to 1218 code for a protein of 405 amino acids. Gene Ontology annotation, cellular component: neuronal cell body; axon; membrane. Gene Ontology annotation, biological process: sensory perception of taste. The transcript is spliced from 3 exons.
AUGAUCAAAUUUCCCAAAGUUAAACCCUAUUUUACCAGUCAUCACGACACCCUACACAAUAUUUACACCUCAAUGAAGCCUAUCUAUGGCAUUUGCAAGCUAAUUGGUUUGAAUACGAUUCGAAUAGGACGCAAGGGUGAAUUAAAACAGCAAAAAUCUGAUUACUUUUAUUUCAGUUUUUAUAUCAUUUUGUACACACUUUUGAGUGUUUAUUCACUUUUUCAAAUUGCAACCAACGAGAAUAAUGAACUGGUGAUCAGCAAACACCUGGUUUUUGUCGAGUGUUUUGUAAUGAUGGCCCUUACUUUAAUUGUUACUCUUUUCACGUUUCUGGUUCGAGGCACUUUGAUUAAGUCUUUUGAUAUGUUAUCACACGUGGAUGUUUCUUUUAUUAAGGCUGGUUUCCGAUUGGAGUACAAGCAGCUUUUGAAAAAAAGUUACCUAAUUAUGAGCUUUGUACUUUUUUCUUUAUUGGCUCGUGUCCCUUUGAUGCUAAUGACAAUUUCAGCCGAUUUCAUCCAACAAAUUAUGCUAUUCAUCUCAGCUUUGAUUAAAGCUUUCUCAAAAUACCAAUUUGUGGUCUUUGUUGUACAACUUCAACACCGUUUUGGUAAAAUUAACAGUAUCAUGCGAUCCUUUUAUAUUGACAACAACCAAAAUGAUAAAACUCCACCAAUUUCUGAUCAUUUGUACUUCUUGUGCCGACUUCAUUAUAAACUAACCAGUGUUUUGCAAAAAAUCAAUUCUGCAUUCGCAGUGCAAUUAUUAGUCUCCAUUGCUGUUUCUCUUUUUAACGUACUUUUUCAAGCUUACUAUUUGUAUUAUGUGGCCACGGGUAAAGCUUCUUUUGUCACUGUACCAAUGAUAGUGUGUCCCGUUGUUUGGUUGAUGGAUGAAGUCGUCGAAAUUUACCUCUUGGUGCAUGCCUGUGCAAGCACCUGCGAAUAUGCAAAUGAUACUCCGACUAUCUUACACGAAUUGAGAAACAGCUACUUCAACAUGGACUUAGAAAACAAUAUUCAAAGUUAUUCAUUGCAGUUGUUGCACCAGAAGGUGCAGUUCUCGGUGUUGGGUUUUUUCGUCGUGGAUUAUACGUUGGUUUACUCGAUUGUUGGAGCUGUUACAACGUAUUUGGUCAUUUUUAUACAAUUUGACCAAUCUUCAAACAGUCAGAAUUCCUAUGUUGUCACAAACAAUAACACUAACCCAAUUAAUUAAAAGCGGACUAAAUUUAUUAACAAAACUAGUAAAUCAAAUAAAAUAACAAUUCGCAUUAUCAUAUUUUAAAUGAAAAAACAAAUAGUUAUCAUAUGCUACAAUUCUCCAAAAAGUGAUAAACUGUUUCUCCUAGAUCUAGUUCCGUUUUUGUGGGGAAAAAUACUUUUGGGACUAAAAGUAACAAAAGUAUUUUUACCUCCAAAAAGUUAACAUCAAAUCUAUAUAGCCUUAAAAUUGCCAGGUAGAAUAAGUUAGAAGAAGAUAGUAUUUCUUUUCGUUCAAAAAAAUAGUCGCUUUUGUCGCUUUCU